AUGAUGCGGCUGCACUGUCAGGAGGUGGAAGGGGAGGAGGAGAGAAGGGUGGAGGAGGAGAGGGAGGAGGAGGAGAGAAGGGUGGAGGAGGAGAGAAGGGUGGAGGAGGAGAGGGAGGAGGGAGGGGUGGAGGCGAUGGGAGUGACGCGGGCAGAGGCAGAGGCAGGAGAGGCAAGAUCAAGGCCUUCCCUGCAUCCCCCCCUCCCCCCCCCUUCCCUUUCCAUUCUUCCUGGCAGGCAAAACGGCAUCAGAGGCCUUUUGAGGAAGCUCACUGACUGUGAAGCGAAGCGGCGUAGGAACCCGUUGAGGAAGCUCACAGACUCCGAGGCCGACUCGCUCUACUUCACUCUCGAUGCCAAUGGCGAGGGCCACAUCACAGCAGCUGACGUGGCCAGGCUGGCAGCGGUGCACUCUUUGAUCGAGGCAAAGUCAUUCACGCAUUACUGCUCUGUGUCCCCCCUCGCACGCUUGUCACUGUUUCCCCCCUCGCACGCCUUCCACUUCCUCCCCCCCUAUCCAGCCAAUGGCGAGGGCCACGUCACAGCAGCUGACGUGGCCAGGCUGGCAGCGGUGCACUCUUUCCUGUGGAGCGAGCAGCAGAUUGAGGACAUGGUUACACUCUUCGGCCAAUCACAGGUGGGCUUUCACCUUUGA
This is a messenger RNA of Closterium sp. Naga37s-1, 654 nucleotides long. The record is from the annotation of a GenBank genome assembly. NCBI's taxonomy places the organism in Eukaryota, Viridiplantae, Streptophyta, Zygnematophyceae, Desmidiales, Closteriaceae.